Molecule: messenger RNA, 360 nt
Organism: Oryza sativa Japonica Group (Japanese rice)
Lineage: Eukaryota; Viridiplantae; Streptophyta; Magnoliopsida; Poales; Poaceae
Source: RefSeq, a predicted model, not a curated record
AUGAGGCAGCUCAAGUCCGCUUCGUCCUCGUCGCAGCAUGAUGAUCCUGCAACCUCCGACGACGAGGGGCCGGUCUUGUUUCCCUCCCUAACGGGGACGCUCCCGCCAUCCCAUCUCAGCGGCGGGAGCUCCGGUCGGGCUUCGCCGCUGCCGGUGGCUGGGUUGGCCGGCGGAGAUGAGGAGGUCUCGUUUCCCGCCAAGCCACGGGGGGAGGUGCCGCCCUCCGGUCCUAGCAAGCCGCCGCCGGCAGUUGGGUUGGCCGACGACGACGAGGGGGUCUCGUUUCCCGCCAAGCCGCGGGGGAAAGUACCACCCUCCGGUCCUAGCAAGCCACCGCCAUCGUCGUACCAUUUGUUCUAG